Laccaria bicolor S238N-H82 is the source of this 534-nucleotide messenger RNA. RefSeq lists its product as uncharacterized. The transcript has 2 exons. Bases 1 to 534 code for a protein of 177 amino acids. Lineage: Eukaryota; Fungi; Basidiomycota; Agaricomycetes; Agaricales; Hydnangiaceae. The record is from RefSeq and is a predicted model, not a curated record.
AUGUCGUCGGAUGAGAGUCAGGAUGAGGAAGUCCAGUUCACCUUCACAGAAGAACAGCUCCUGAUUCUUCAUGAGGAGAAAGAUUCUUACUGCGACACCAAGAAGAAGCUCCAUCAAAAAAAAGUUAAUGAAAUUUUCAAGUGCAUGAAGGCCUUGGAUAAUGAAGACAAGGAAAUCAGUUCAAAGAAGGAUGCUGUUCUUAUGGCUAUUUUAGCCUGGCUUCAACACUAUGCCCAAAGGAAGACCAAGGAGAAGGGCUUUCUGGAACCAUGGACAUUGCGGAGGGUUGUUGGAAUUGAGCGUGAACCAGAUGUCCUGCGAGUUCGUGACUGGAAAUUUGCUGAGGUGCAAAGGGCGGAGUCCGCCAAAGUGAAUGAAGAUGGGACUGAUGGAGAUGACGAGAAUGAAGCUUCCAACCAAGCAAAGAAGAAGCCAAAUGCGAAAAAGCGUCACCAGAAGGACAAGGCGUUCAAUUACUAUCAAGCAGCAGUUAGCAAGGUCAUGGUAAACAUCACCUGGUUUGACCAAAAGUGA